AUGGGAACGACGGUGGCGAGUCUAGCGCCCGGUCUGUCACGGAAGCUAAAGAAGGUUCUUGAAUCGAGUAUAGACACGCCUGAUCUCUUGUCUUCGCUCAACACGCUCUCUUCCUUCUAUGACGAGAACACUCCUCAGGCGCGUCGCAACCUUCGAUCUACCAUUGAGAAACGCGCCCUUUCCAUCAACCGCGAAUUCCUCGACGCUUCCCACGCCGCGCAACUGGCUUUGGAUAGCGUGGAGAACGAGGUCGAUGCUCUCGCCGAAUGCUGCGACAGGAUAGCGAAGGCUUUGAAUAGUUGUAGUGCUAGCACUACUGACAUUAUCAAUACCACAGAGAGGCUCAAACAAGAGCUUGAAACUACUACACAAAGACAAGAGAUUGUAGCAUGUUUCUUACGCGAUUAUCAGCUCUCGCCUGAAGAGAUAAACGCACUUAGAGAAGAAGAGCUGAAUGAAAACUUUUUCAAGGCAUUAUCUCAUGUCCAAGAGAUUCAUGCCAAUUGCAAAGUAUUGCUGAGGACGCAUCAUCAACGUGCUGGCUUAGAGCUGAUGGACAUGAUGGCUGUUUAUCAAGAAGGAGCUUAUGAACGCCUAUGCAGGUGGGUUCAGGCCGAAUGUAGAAAAUUGGGUGACACUGACAAUCCAGAAGUUAGUGAGCUUCUGAAAACAGCUGUGCGCUACCUCAGGGAAAGAUCUGUCCUUUUCAAAUAUUGUGCAGAAGAGGUAGCCAAUAUGAGACACAAUGCACUAUUUAGAAGAUUUAUAAGUGCUCUUACACGUGGAGGACCUGGUGGAUUGCCUCGACCAAUUGAAGUUCAUGCUCAUGACCCACUACGAUAUGUCGGUGAUAUGCUAGGCUGGUUGCAUCAGGCCUUGGCAUCUGAACGUGAACUUGUAGCUGUAUUACUUGAUCCAGAUGCAAACGUCGAUUCUGGACCAAAGCAAUUCACCAACAACUCUGAGAAUGGCUCUGGGAAGACAGAAUCUGACUUGAUGUUUGUUCUUGAUAGAAUUUUUGAAGGAGUAUGCAGACCGUUUAAAUUGAGAGUUGAACAAGUUUUGCAGUCUCAACCAAGUCUUAUAGUAUCCUACAAACUCAGUAAUACACUUGAAUUUUACUGCUACACUAUCUCAGAUUUACUUGGGCAAGAAACUGCACUUUGUAAUACACUAUGGGCACUGAAAGAUGCUGCUCAGAAAACAUUUUUUGAUAUUUUAAAAGUUCGAGGAGAAAAGCUUUUGCGGUAUCCCCCACUUGUUGCUGUUGAUCUUUCCCCACCAACAGCAGUGAGGGAAGGGGUAUCUGUACUUCUUGAAAUAAUUGACACCUACAACAGCAUGAUGGUUCCUGCUUCAGGCCAAAAACCUGCUUUUGGUCCAGUUAUAUCUGCUAUACUGGAUCCAAUAAUUCAGAUGUGUGAACAAGCAGCAGAGGCACACAAGUCAAAGGGAAUCGGUCACUUAUCAAGGAGGAGUAGGACGAGUUCAGAUUCUAGUCAACAUACUAAAUCAUCAGUUGAUGCAAUCUUGUCAAAUAGUAGCUCUGCUUCAUCCUCACUGACUAGUGAAACCCCUUCAAAGAUCUUUCUCAUUAACUGCUUAUGUGCAAUUCAACAACCUCUAUCUGGAUACGAGGCUGUUGCUGAUUACGUGAAUAGACUCGGAGCAAUGAUAGAUAAUCACUUACGUGUUCUUGUGGAAAAAGAAGCCGAAGCAAUCUUGAGAAGAUGUAAUUUGUCAGAAAAGAUGCCUCUGUUGCAGAAUUCAAUCCAUAAGGAAGGGGAGAAUGAAGUGAGUACCCCAUUGGCUGAGAGGGAGGACACUAGUCCAGCCAUUCUUUCGGAGUGUUUGAAAGCUCUAUUUGGCCUUGUUUUGGGAAGUGAAAGUUCCCUGCCGGAAUUUGAGCAGAUGCAGGUUCCAAGGUUGCGUUCUGAAGCUUCUAUUGGCGUGGCCAGGUCACUGGCCGAGGCUUACGAGCUUAUCUAUAAGGCUAUUAUGGAUCCCAAAAAUGGUUAUCCUGACCCGAGGGCGUUGGCAAGGCAUCCGCCUAAUCAGAUAAGAACUAUAUUAGGAAUAUAA
Sphenostylis stenocarpa is the source of this 2082-nucleotide messenger RNA. The record is from the annotation of a GenBank genome assembly. NCBI's taxonomy places the organism in Eukaryota, Viridiplantae, Streptophyta, Magnoliopsida, Fabales, Fabaceae.